This is a messenger RNA of Aspergillus ruber CBS 135680, 1018 nucleotides long. Its product is annotated as mitochondrial 54S ribosomal protein uL16m. The record is from RefSeq and is a predicted model, not a curated record. The transcript has 4 exons. NCBI's taxonomy places the organism in Eukaryota, Fungi, Ascomycota, Eurotiomycetes, Eurotiales, Aspergillaceae. The coding region runs from base 37 to 732 and encodes 231 amino acids. Gene Ontology annotation, cellular component: ribosome; mitochondrial large ribosomal subunit. Gene Ontology annotation, biological process: mitochondrial translation. Gene Ontology annotation, molecular function: rRNA binding; structural constituent of ribosome.
CUUUAGCCGAUAGACAGUCCAAUAUUCACGGCCACAAUGGGUCUGCAUAUGAAGAUGUUUGGAGGGCCUCAGCUGGCCUCUUUUCGACCUACUGGUUUGACAACGCCGUUCGCUGCCAUUCCGUUCUCGCGAUGCUUCUCUACCACAUCCCCCGCGCUCGACUGGCUUACGCCUAAAUUCGCGGAAAGAUCUAAGUCGCCAAAAGGUCGUCCGCAUGUCGCCACCGGUGGUUCUACUCGGGGUACGACUGUUGUGUGGGGGGAUUAUGGAUUGCGCAUGAAAGACCACGACCGCAGAGUACCGGCUCUACACCUCAGAAUCGCAGAGGAAACGAUCAAGCGGAGACUACGUGGGAUGGACUACAACCUGUACAAGCGUGUGAGCGCCAACAUUGGUGUGUACACCAAGGGUAACGAACAGCGUAUGGGUAAGGGUAAGGGAAAGUUCGACUAUUGGACGGCGAAGGUUGCCGUGAGCCGGGUGGUCUUUGAGCUUAGCGGGAAAGUCCACGAGAAGGUCGCCAGGGAGGCAUUCCGUUUGGCAGGUCACAAGUUGCCCGGUCUUUGGGAAUUUGUCAAGAAGGGCGACCCCCCUGUGGUCGGCCUGACGAAGCUCGGAAACGGAGUCACUUUAGAAAGCCUCAAGCGCCCACGCAGAAACCCGCCUCUCGGCACGGACGCCGAAACCACAGGACCCAAGUCGGUCACGUCCAACCCAUCCUCCUCCCAAUAAACCUCUUUCGCUUCCAUAAGUCGCCUUUCUCAUGCCUUUAUUACACGACCGCGCCGAUGUUAAGCUCCAACUCCUGAGCCGGGCCCAUACCUUUGUUGAUUUCUCGUCUUCGCCGCUACUCUAUCAUUACCCUCUUGGGCUUGGUUCUCGGGCUUCAAAUCUUUAUCCGUUUCACCUCGCAAUCCACCUCCGGGUUCACCGGUUUCCAGCUGACGAGCCAUUUUCAAAUCCUCGUCUUUGUGCUCACCAGAUCUGAAAGUAGUUUUCAUCUGGCUCUUGGUGUGCU